This is a messenger RNA of Arabidopsis lyrata subsp. lyrata, 373 nucleotides long. RefSeq names its product defensin-like protein 85. Bases 53 to 313 code for a protein of 86 amino acids. The transcript is spliced from 2 exons. The record is from RefSeq and is a predicted model, not a curated record. Lineage: Eukaryota; Viridiplantae; Streptophyta; Magnoliopsida; Brassicales; Brassicaceae.
GUUUUUUAUAGGUUUUGAGAAGGAGUUAUAGAAUCUUCCAGAAAAAUAACAAAUGACAACCAAAAUGGUUUCAUCUCAUCGAUUACUUACGUUGAUGGUGUUUGUUCUCCUCCUCAUACCUAUGAUUUCUGGAGGACAAAUUACAGAUAAAUGUACGGAGGGAUGUAGAAGCGAAAUGGCUUGCAAUUUACACUGCUUGAAUAGAGGCUUAGGGCAUUGUGAAAAAGCUAUACUUCACGGGGCUCCUGUAAUUUUUUGUUGCUGCAAUGAGUAUUCUAAUUCUCCCAUCUCCAGUCCGGUCAUGAAUGAUUGAUCUCUUAUUCUAUAUGUACUCUCGAUUAUUAAAACAUAUAUUUAAAUCUAAUAAUUGAUA